AUGGUGUUGCAAGCGAUCCUAUACGAACCCGCAUCGACAUCCUCCCCUCCCUCCCUUCGCAUCCUCGAUCAACUUCUCUUGCCGCAUAGAACGACUUACGAACAAGUCUCGACCUGCGAGGAGGCCCAUGCUGCCAUCAAGCAAAUGAAGGUGCGGGGUGCGCCAGCCAUCGCUAUUGUGGCUGCGCUGGCCCUCGCUGUUGAGAUUGGGGCGAUGGUCGUGGCGAAGAAACUGUCCGAUGCCGCCGAAGUUGUCAAGGAGAGGUUGAACCAGCGCUUAGAGUACUUGAAGACAAGUAGACCGACAGCCGUCAACCUGGGAGAUGCAGUAGGGAAAUUGAAGAUUGUUGCCAAAACAGCUGCUUUACAACCAGAAGCCACAUCUGAUUCUGUAGCGCAAGCUUACAUCGCGGCUGCCGAGCGCAUGCUGAUUGACGAUGUGUCUGACAACAAGGCGAUAGGCGAGCACGGUGCUAGGUGGAUAGAACAAAACACAACAGUAGGGCGAAGAAGGAAGCAGGACAAGGGUCAAGAGCUAAAGGUUUUAACACACUGCAACACAGGGUCUUUGGCAACCGCUGGAUAUGGUACCGCUCUCGGCGUGAUAAGAUCUUUAAGAGCAGCUGAUAUGCUGAGUCGGGCUUAUUGCACGGAAACCCGGCCAUAUAAUCAGGGUUCUCGAUUGACUGCGUAUGAACUUGUCCACGACCACAUACCGGCAACUCUGAUUACAGAUUCAAUGGCUUGCGCCUUGUUGGCGAAAGAGGGAGAUUGUCUCGCUGCCAUUGUUGUCGGUGCUGACCGAGUUGCAGCCAAUGGCGACACUGCGAAUAAGAUUGGAACGCAUUCCCUCGCAGUACUUGCCCGUCACCAUGGUGUCAAGUUCCUCGUCGCUGCUCCAAGAACUACCAUUGAUCUCGGUACGGCGUCUGGUCAGGACAUCACUAUAGAAGAAAGAGCGCCCGAAGAAGUGACCAGGAUCAAAGGACCGAAGAUUAACCCAGAUGGAAGGAUACUGGUCGAUGAGGAUGCAGAAGUCAUCAGUACGGCUGCCGACGGCAUUGAUGUCUGGAAUCCGGCUUUCGAUGUCACACCGGCAGACCUCAUCGACGGAGUCAUCACCGAGGUCGGUGUGGUGGUCAAGGUGGAGGGCCGUUUCGAAUUUGGUUCCCUAUUCCAGAAAUCGUGA
Messenger RNA from Exophiala oligosperma, 1188 nucleotides. RefSeq names its product S-methyl-5-thioribose-1-phosphate isomerase. Bases 1 to 1188 code for a protein of 395 amino acids. Gene Ontology annotation, molecular function: S-methyl-5-thioribose-1-phosphate isomerase activity. The transcript has 2 exons. Lineage: Eukaryota; Fungi; Ascomycota; Eurotiomycetes; Chaetothyriales; Herpotrichiellaceae. The record is from RefSeq and is a predicted model, not a curated record.